GUUCGGUAGAGGAGAUGUGUGUUGCCACGUGUAUAAUCCCUUAUAUAUAUUCUAAUUAUAAUAUUAGUAAAAAGAAAAAAGAAAAGGUCAGACAGCAACUUAGGGUUUUGAAUCUUCGCGUAAGAUGGAGCAACUAUCGACAUUAGAUUCUUUUUUACCCAGGGAUCUAAUCUCAGAGAUUCUCUUAAGAUUGCCUGCCAAAUCUGUUGCGAAAUUUCGUUGUGUGUCGAAGCUUUGGUUAUCAAUCACCACCGAUCCAUGUUUCAUCAAGUCGUUUGGAACUACACGACCAAGUCUUCUACUCUGUUCAAUACAAGGUCACAAUAUGUUUGUUACUCCUUCUAUCAGGUCAUACUCUUCUUCUCAGCCUAUUUAUCCUUAUCCUAUGAAAGUUCUAGGAGAACAUUGUUACUUCCCCCAUAUGGAUUCCGUGCGAGGUUUGAUCUGCAUUGUAGAUGUAGACUCCCUGAAGCCCCUAGUUUGGAACCCUACCACGGGCCAAUUAUUAGUUUUACCAAAACCCAAAUUGAGCUCCAGACAUAUGAACGUGUUUUUAGGAUAUGAUCCAGUCGAAGGUAAACACAAAGUAGCAUGUUUUCCCCAAAGAAAAACAUGCUACGUCUGCCGAGUUUUUACCUUGGGAUCAGGGCAAGAAUCAUGGAGGACCGUCAAAACUAACAUUGAGCAUAGUGUUGCCGUUGCUUCUGGUAGAUGCAUCAAGGGGGUGAUAUAUUAUCUAGCUUUUAAAAGUCAAGGGUCUGAUGCGGUUGUUAUGAGCUUUGAUGUGAGAUCUGAAAUAUUCCAUAUGAUAGAACUACCCUCAAGUAUUCAUUGGGAUUCGCUGAUAACUUACGAGGGGAGAUUAGCUUGUAUUGAUGCAAAUAAUGAUAAAAGAUUGUGGAGUUUGGAGGAUGCAACAGAUAAACACAAGUGGUCGUUUCAAGACUUUCUCUCACCUUUAUACAAGAUGUUUGAACUACAAGGUUCCACUCAUGCUGGGAAAUCUGCUGCGAUGAUCAAAGCUUUAUCAGAUUAUGUUCACAGCAGAGGGCUUAUAUACACAAUUUUCACCAAUUAUUAUGGCAAGGCAAGUGAAAAAACAGCGUUGCUCCUUGAUUAUUUUUUGAAUGAAUUGGCUGAUCAUAUCGGAACAUACAAGCUGAAGGAGGAAACAGACGACUUGGUAGCAACCAGGGAGAUCUCAUAACAUGAUAAGUCCCAUUCAGAUAUGCAAACAGCAGUUCCUUUUCGACAAGUCAAUGUGAAUAUCGAGAAAACAACAAAUGAAGUGACUAAGAGAAUUGCGCACAUCC
Molecule: messenger RNA, 1313 nt
Organism: Brassica napus (rape)
Lineage: Eukaryota; Viridiplantae; Streptophyta; Magnoliopsida; Brassicales; Brassicaceae
Product: putative F-box protein At3g10240
Exons: 3
Coding region: 125-1207 (360 amino acids)
Molecular function (GO): protein binding
Source: RefSeq, a predicted model, not a curated record